CUCUCAUUGCGCGUAUUAGUAAAAAAAGAACCUAGUGUGUUCAAGACAACUGCUUUAUUUUCAUUAAAUUGUUGUUCAUUCAGCAUUCAAUGUAUCAAUACCGUAUCAUCCAAUAGGCCGCCCGAAUCAGAAUGGCUUCGUCAGUCUAAUUUACAUUUACGUUUAUCGAAUUUAAGAAAUUAUUUUCGACAUCAUCAUCAUUAGUUCCCGUAGUCCAACUACAAUAUUCAACAAAAAAUUUAAACUCAAACCUCAGGAAUGACCGUCAUGGCCAAAGAUUCAGUAUCAUCAAUCCUAGAAAAUGCGGAUUUUGCGCGGCAAAGUGCAUUGAAUGGUGCGUACGAUGAUGCUGGGAUUUACUAUCAAACUACACUGCAGUCGAUACAAAAGCACAUGUCAACCAUAGGUGACAAUCCAAUGAGAAAAGGUCAAUGGACAAUGAUUCUCCAGAAAAUCCAGAAAGAAUACCAACAGCUCAAGUCAUUGCAGACACUGUUGCAUGAGAUAAGCGUAGACUUUCAAAAUCCACCGUCUCGGCCGUCGUUACGUCGACAGAAUGUUGCUUAUCAAGAGCCACAGGCAGCAAAUCCGGCUGCAUUCUUCCAAGCCGAUCGCGAUGACUGUUAUAGUAUGCCAGUGCCGGGACGUGAUCCUGAUGUUUUCGGUGAUCCAGUUGAACCGAGAUCGAAACGCACUUCAGCGGCAACUAAGAAACCGGUUAGGGGUCAGGCACCAGUAAGACCGAGUAUUUCUGGAAAGAAACCGGAUACGUCCAAGCAAAAGAAUAUGCCGAAUGUGCGCACAGGAACGGGAAAUAAAAGGGCAACUACGAACGGUGUGACAAAUACAAAUCCAACGGGUGAAGAUCCGAAAGAGGAGACUAAAGAGGAACCAGAGGAAGAAAAGAAAUUUGAAGCCGGAAAUCAUAUGGAAGUGGACUUGGUGGAUAUGCUAGAGCGAGACAUUUUGCAAAAAAAUCCGAAUAUUCGCUGGGACGACAUUGCUGAUUUACAUGAAGCCAAACGAUUGCUCGAAGAGGCCGUAGUUCUUCCAAUGUGGAUGCCUGACUAUUUUAAGGGAAUCCGACGGCCAUGGAAAGGCGUUUUGAUGGUUGGCCCGCCAGGAACCGGGAAAACAAUGCUCGCCAAGGCUGUGGCAACCGAAUGCGGUACAACCUUUUUCAAUGUGUCCUCGUCCACUUUAACUUCCAAAUAUCGUGGCGAGUCGGAGAAAAUGGUUCGGAUUCUGUUCGAAAUGGCCCGAUUCUAUGCACCGAGCACUAUUUUCAUCGACGAAAUUGAUUCGCUGUGCUCGCGGCGAGGAUCCGAAACCGAGCACGAAGCUUCUAGACGAGUGAAAUCCGAAUUGUUGGUCCAAAUGGAUGGUGUGGGCAGCGAAGAAGCGUCAAAGGUGGUGAUGGUGUUGGCAGCAACCAAUUUUCCGUGGGACAUCGAUGAAGCGCUUCGUCGCCGAUUGGAGAAACGAAUUUACAUCCCACUGCCGAACGAUGAGGGUCGUGAGGCAUUGCUCAAAAUUAAUUUACGUGAAGUGAAACUGGAUCCCAGUGUGAAUUUGGGCGCCAUAUCCAGAAAAUUGCAGGGAUAUUCUGGUGCUGAUAUUACGAAUGUGUGCAGAGACGCGAGUAUGAUGUCGAUGCGUCGGAAAAUAGCUGGCCUGAAACCGGAACAAAUUCGUCAAUUGGCCACCGAGGAAGUGGAUUUGCCGGUGUCUGAACAAGAUUUUAGCGAAGCAAUUGGCAAAUGCAACAAAAGUGUUUCGCGGCAGGAUUUAGAAAAAUACGAGCAAUGGAUGCAAGAAUUCGGAUCGUCAUGAUGUGGUUGAAGGAUGUGUCGAAUGCUGUUUAUGUCGUCGCCGGCAAUAAGAAAAAAGACAAUUUUGUGGAUGUGAGGAAAUAAUAUGAGUGGAAGAGAUGCACUGUGCAAUAUCACUGUUUUUAGGCAAAACUAAUCAAUUAAACAAAAAGAAAACUUUGUAAAUAAGGGAGGAGUCGUAGGAGUCGUAGAAGUUGUUAUAAGGUCAAACGAAAAAAGUGGAAACUAAUAGACUUACAAAAAUAUGAAAACAAUUAAUUUUGGGGGAACAAUUUUACUUACAUUUAUACCAAUUGUCCAUCACACAGAUACAAUUUUCCAAUUGAUUUCAUAAUUUAUUAAAAACGAAAAUCGAAUUUCUUACUAAAAA
Molecule: messenger RNA, 2202 nt
Organism: Bradysia coprophila
Lineage: Eukaryota; Metazoa; Arthropoda; Insecta; Diptera; Sciaridae
Gene: Kat60
Product: katanin p60
Biological process (GO): microtubule severing
Cellular component (GO): microtubule cytoskeleton
Molecular function (GO): ATP binding; ATP hydrolysis activity; microtubule binding
Source: RefSeq, a predicted model, not a curated record